Molecule: messenger RNA, 1365 nt
Organism: Malassezia japonica
Lineage: Eukaryota; Fungi; Basidiomycota; Malasseziomycetes; Malasseziales; Malasseziaceae
Exons: 2
Coding region: 1-1365 (454 amino acids)
Molecular function (GO): nucleotide binding
Source: RefSeq, a predicted model, not a curated record
AUGAGUCUUCUUGCGAGCAAGUCUGUGCGCGUCGCACUGUCUUCCUCUGUGCGCCGUGCGUCGCUGAGCACGAUCGCCGCACCGGUACGCACCGGCGUGGCAAUGCGUUCGUUCCCGAAACGCUUCGCAGCCGCCGCCUAUUCGACGCACCACGACGCGCCGGUGGUCGACUUUGACCCCAACGCGGUGACGGCCAUGGACAAGCAGAAGCCCCCUGCGCCUGGUGCCGACUUCCGUGUGGCGAUUGUGGGUGCCGGCAACAUCAACUUUGGCUCGGACGAGGGCCCGUGGAACCACUCGUUCCGCCUCGAGCACAAGCUCGGUCCGCGUCUGAAGGUCACUGCGCUGAUCGACCCCAGCGUGGAGCGUGCCAAGAGCGUGCUCAAGACCAAAUGCGACUCGUUCGUCGUGAGCGCGUACAAGGACACGGUCAUCUACCCCGACGCCGAGAGCUACAUCAAGGCGCUCAAGCCCGAGGAGCGCCCCCACGCGAUCUGGGUCGGCUCCCCCCCCGCGUUCCGUGGCACGCUGCUCCCCGGCCGCAACCUCGAGCAGGUGCUGAACGAGGGCCUGCCCGGUGUUCCCCUCUUUGUCGAGAAGCCCGUGUCGACGGGCCCUGUCGACCAGGCCUUUGAGGUGUCCGACAUGCUCAACAAGGCCGGCACGCUUGUGUCUGUCGGCUACAUGCUCCGCUACCUCAAGGUCGUGCAGAAGAUGAAGCAGGUCAUCGAGGAGAACAACCUCAACGUCAUGUCCAUCAACGCCCGUUACAUCAUGGCCUACGAGCACACCGCCAAGCUCGACUGGUGGGACAAGAGCCGCGACUGUGGCCCGAUCGUCGAGCAGGCCACGCAUUUCUGCGACCUGGCCCGCUACUUUGGCGGUGAGGCCGAGCUGGACACGGUGAUGGCGCACUCGGUCGAGCACUUUGAGCCUGCUGGCCACCUCAGCAAGCUCCCGGUGGACGAGUCGCUGAUCAAGCCCGAAAACCGUAUUCCCCGCGUGACGUGCGCGACGUGGAAGUUUGACACGGGCGCCGUCGGCUCGCUCACCCACUGCGUUGCCCUGCAGGGCCACAACUACUCGACCGAGCUCGACGUGUAUGCCGAUGGCCACAUGCUUCGCCUGGUCGAUCCCUACAACGCGCCUAUCCUCUACUUCCGCCGCCCCGGCGACGACCACGAGGAGAUCAUCCGCUACCAGAACGACGACCCCUUCUUCUCGGAGGUCGCCAACCUGAUCGACUGCAUCGAGCAGGGCCCUAACGCCGCACCGAUCCUGUCGACCUACGAGGACGCGGUCAAGUCCUACGCCCUCACCUGGGCCAUCCGCGAGGCGAGCGAGCGCAGCAUCAAGAAGCCGUAG